GGCGGAGCCCUGCAGGUGGGUGCGGGCCGGGCCGGCUCCUCGGGCUUGGCUCCUUGGAAUCUGGCUCCUCCCGGGGUUUGGCUUUUCAGGAUGCAGCCCCCGCUCCCCGUCCCGCCCAGGGAUUCGGCUGCCGCGGGAUGCGGCUCCUUUUCCCUGCGGAGGGUCCGGUUACAGGUUUGCGAGUAUUGGCACCGGUGGGGCUGGCUCGUUGCGGGGGAUAAUGAGGAGGCCUCUGGAUACACUGCAGGGCUUAUGUUACCUUGGAGGAGAAAAUGCACGGAAACUUGCACUGAUGGAUGCCUAACAUCACCCCACAGAUACUGGAAUUGCUGAUGGCCUCCUCUGAAUGUCUGGUGGGGUAAAAGCUGCGUGGAGAUCUCCAGAGCUGCAGGAUUUUCUGUCCCCACUCACGUGAGCUCCUUGGUCUGUAGCUGUGGCACCCAUUUUCCUGUUCAGCAUUUCCCUGGAUGAUGGUGCUCUGUUUUCUGGGCAGAGCCCUGCCACGAGCAAGGCAUUCACACAGCUCACUGGGGAGACAACUCUGCUCAGCCAGCACGAAUAAGCCAGUGUUGACUUUAUUCACCAAGAAACCAUGCCCUCUGUGUGAUGAAGCAAAAGAAGUUCUCGAGCCAUACAAGAGAAGGUUUGUUCUGCAGGAGGUGGAUAUUACCCUUCCAGAGAACUCAGCAUGGUAUGAUAAAUACAAAUAUGACAUACCUGUUUUUCACUUAAAUGGGAAGUUCCUAAUGAAACAUCGAGUUGACAUUCAAAAGUUUGAGGACCGACUUCAGAAGCUGGAGUUGCAGAGUGAGGGAAACCAGUGAAGAAAAUGCAGCUGCUUUGAUGCAGAUCUCAAAGGUGAAAAGAACUAUGUGGAAAAAAAAAAAAAGCCAUAUUCAUUAUCUGGCCUUAAAUUUCUUGUGAAUUUUCAGACUCAUAUGAGUCUGAAAAAUGUGAGUGACUUGUGUUCUAUUUUGUAUUAAUCACCCAGCCGAGCUGCAGCAGGAGCCACCUUUUCUGUGCCGUUCAUUUGCUGCUCUCAUAGCCUGGUUUUUCACUGGCAAAAUAAAAGCUGCUCCAUAACAGCAGAUAAAGUAAAUUCUGCAUGGGGGUGGCAUGGCCAGGUUUGGGUAGUGGCUGUGUUAUGGGGGUGAUUUGUCUGAGAAACUGCUAAGAACUGUGUCCAGCUGAGCCAAUGCCAGCCAGGUCCAGAAUGACCCCUCUGGCCACGUCUGAGACCAUCAGUGAUGAUGAGUAAGAUGGAAAGAACAUUUAAUAAAAUGACCACAAACCCCGUUCUCCAUCUCCCUGAACCACUGAGGGGAAGGAGGAAGAGAUAACUGAGAGUGAAGUUAAGCCUGGGAAGAAGGGAAGGGUGGGACAAAGGAGUUUUUAAGAUUUAGUUUUUAAUUUGUCUUUAUUCUAUUGUGAUUUGAUUGGUAAUAAACUAAUUUCCCUAAGUCAAGUCUCUGCCUGUGACAGUGACCAUUGACUGAUCUCUCUCUGUGUUCUCAUCUCAGCCCACAAGCCUUUCAUUGUAUUUUCUGUCUCCUGCCCAGCUGGUGAAUGGACUGAUAGGGUAACCUUUGUGGUUGUGUGGCACCCAGCCAGGUUCAGUGUUUAAAAGGAUGAUUAGCAAGUGUAGAUUGUAGUUGUGUAUGAGACCUCCUUGGAGAAGUCUAGGAGCCUAUCCUAAAUGGUAAUUUGAAAUGGAAAAGAGGGCAUUUACUGUUAAAAGGACACUUGAUUAAAGACCACACACUCACUGGAAUUGUGUCUAUAGAAUGAUCAUCACAAUUUGAUACAGGUAUUGCUAAAACCUAACACUGAAUAGUUUAUUUUUCAUAUUUCAGUUCAGUUUGCUACACAGCUGCAAAUCCAUUUAUCAUGUGGCAAGAAUGCCAUUUUAUCAAGGAUUGCUGCAGUUACAUUAGAGCACCAUAGGCAAUAUAGGCCUGUGAAGGAGACAGAAUGCCCAAGUCAAACAUAUUUUCAGGAAGAAGAGAAUGACAGAUUCAGGAAAAGUCAACCAUUUUGGGCUAAAUAGUCUGUAAUAGAAUGGAGAAAGAUGCUGGUGUUUUUGAUGUACUUAAUAGAUUCUUUAACACAGAAGCUAAUCCCUACCUUCUGCAUUUCUGUUCUUAUCAUGGUGGUAUUCAGUCUUUUCUUCUCACUAGGAAUUUAAGCAGGUUCUCUUGAUAGAUGUGUCUUCACAUGGAGAAAAAUCCAGACGCAAUGCCUGGCUGGAACAGCAAACUGAAAUACAGCAGGAUUCAUGACAGACUCUAAGUUUUGGAGUAUGGUUUAAUAAGAAGUCAGCUGAUCUGCUGUGCUGAAAAUGGGCUGUUCCUUCAUGGCCUCAUCCUGCAGUGUCUUUAGCAUUUGACAGAUAAUUUGCAAUCCAGUUUUGAUGUAUUCCCUAAGAUGGAGAAUUUCUGGGGAGUAAGAAAUUAAAACUUCCUUCCAGUUUAGCAGCUUCAGUCCACUCAGGUUGGGGUCUGAAACUAUCCAAGAUUUCCCAGGAGGGAGAUCUAUGCCAUUUUUAUAGAGGACUUGAGCUAAGUUCAGCCACAUCAUGGAUCUACAGUGUUUUUCAUCACCAUUAGCAGAAGAACAGGGCUCUAGAGACAAAAGCUUCUGUCAGCAGUUCAUAAUGCUAUGGUCAAACUUGUAACUGUUCCACAGGUUACUAUUAAAUAAAAGAUCUGAAUUACCUCUGUA
This is a messenger RNA of Oenanthe melanoleuca, 2721 nucleotides long. RefSeq names its product chromosome Z C5orf63 homolog (gene CZH5orf63). NCBI's taxonomy places the organism in Eukaryota, Metazoa, Chordata, Aves, Passeriformes, Muscicapidae. The transcript is spliced from 6 exons. The coding region runs from base 468 to 824 and encodes 118 amino acids. The record is from RefSeq and is a predicted model, not a curated record.